GGGCUCUCGCCCACGCUACAGGAGCUGGAGGUCACGGUGCUGGACACUCGGAUGUGCAACAACAGCCGCUUCUGGAACGGUGACAUCACCCCCACCAUGAUCUGCUUCCAGGGACGUCGCAGGGGCUCAGCACCCUCCAAGGGUGACUCCGGGGGCCCCUUGGUGUGCGGGAAGCGGGCGGCGGUGGCCGGCGUGUUGUCCUUCACCAGCCCAGACCUCACCGACCCUUUGAAGCCACCAGUUGCCACCUCAGCUGUGAAGCACAAGAAAUGGAUCCAGAGAACACUGCGGAGGGGCUGCGGCUCAGCCUAG
Antrostomus carolinensis (chuck-will's-widow) is the source of this 312-nucleotide messenger RNA. It is a transcript of the gene GZMM, whose product is annotated as granzyme M. The transcript is spliced from 2 exons. Gene Ontology annotation, biological process: proteolysis. Gene Ontology annotation, molecular function: serine-type endopeptidase activity. The annotation marks the transcript as partial. The record is from RefSeq and is a predicted model, not a curated record. Lineage: Eukaryota; Metazoa; Chordata; Aves; Caprimulgiformes; Caprimulgidae.